This is a messenger RNA of Calidris pugnax (ruff), 2162 nucleotides long. Its product is annotated as putative cation exchanger C521.04c. The record is from RefSeq and is a predicted model, not a curated record. Gene Ontology annotation, molecular function: calcium:proton antiporter activity. Bases 1 to 1644 code for a protein of 547 amino acids. Gene Ontology annotation, cellular component: membrane; endomembrane system. NCBI's taxonomy places the organism in Eukaryota, Metazoa, Chordata, Aves, Charadriiformes, Scolopacidae. Gene Ontology annotation, biological process: intracellular calcium ion homeostasis; calcium ion transmembrane transport. The transcript is spliced from 15 exons.
AUGACCAGGCUCUUCCAGUACAGAGGUCCCAGCAGAACUGGAGGCCAGAAGGCCGGCGCGGAGUCAAGUGGUGCCGGGGAGACCUCAGCCCUUCUUGGUGGCCCCGUGCCACGCCGCUGGCGCCCGUGGUGCUGGGCAGAUGGUGGACACUGGCAACGUGCUGGCACCGUGGCGUGGCUGAGCCUGGGCUACCCUGUGGUGGUGCUGGCCCAUGGACUAGUGUGUGUCACCGCGUGGCUCCUGGUCGUCCUCAUCCCCGUGGCCAAGCUGAGUGCCCGCAUGGCCACCCGUGUCCUCCUGCUGCCCCCGGAGAAGGUCCUCGUCCGGCGCCUGAAGAUGACCGAGGUGCCACUGGAGGGGGAGGUGAUCCUCUGUUGCUACCGCGCCGUCAACCCCUACUACUACAAGUACGCCGUGGAUGGCAUCAACGUCUUCGCUGUCAACCUGCUGCCGUUGGUGCUGGUGACGCUGGUGUUGGGCUACGUGGACAGUCACAACCACCUGACCAGCUCCCCCGUCAAGUUCACGUUGGCCCUACUCUCCAUCAUGCCUCUCUCCUACUACAUCGGGAUGGCCAUCGCCAGCAUCUCGGCCCAGAGCAACUUUGCGGUGGGAGCUGUGGUGAACGCCACGUUUGGCUCCAUCACGGAGCUCACCUUCUACAUCACGGCCCUCAUCAAGGGGACACGUGAGGGCAACCGCUGCUACGCUGAGAUUGUCAAGUCAGCGUUGACAGGGACACUGGUGGGCUGUGUCCUCUUCGUCCCGGGUCUAUGCAUGGUCAUUGGGGGCAUCCGGCACCAGGAGCAACGGUUCAACAGCCGCUCGGCGGGCGUCAGCUCGGCCCUGCUCUUCCUCUCUGUGGGAGGUGUCUUUGCCCCGACGCUCUUCUCCAAGGUGUAUGGGAAGCUGGUCUGCGGCGAGUGCCACAACGUCACCCAGAACCCCCUGGGCCACUACCUCUGCCACAACUGUCACUUUGACCUGAUGGAGAACAAUGGCACCCUCUACUACAGUCACGUCCAACCACUGGUGUACACCGUGUCCCUCCUUCUCCCUGCCGCCUACCUCAUCGGCCUCUUCUUCACCCUGAAAACUCACUCGCACAUCUAUGACAUCCACAUCAGCGGCUGCCACAUGCCUGGCCACCACCACAGCGCUGUGGUCCACUGGUCUCGCUGGCGGGCCCUGGUUAUCCUCCUGCUUUCCACCCUCUGCAUGUCAGCCUGUGCUGACCUGGCCACGGAGCACAUCAGCCCCAUCCUCACCAACUCCACCAUCUCACAGUACUUCAUUGGUGUCACUGUGCUGGCGAUGGUGCCUGAGCUGCCAGAGAUAGUCAACGGCAUCCAGUUUGCCCUGCAGAACAACCUCAGUUUGAGCAUCGAGAUUGGGAACUGCAUCGCCGUCCAGGUCUGCAUGCUCCAGAUCCCCAUCCUGGUGCUCUUCACCAUCUUCUACCCCACCAACUUCACACUUGUCUUCAGCGACCUCCAUGUCUAUGCCAGCAUGUUCAGCGUGGUGCUCAUGAACUACAUCUUCAUGGAUGGCAAAUGUGACUACUUCCAAGGCACGGUGCUGGUGAUGGUCUACUUCAUCCUCCUGGCUGUGUAUUUCUUCGCCCCAUCACCCAGUGGUUGCUGAGGUUUGGACUCCGCGUUCUUCAACCUUCUUGUUGGGCUCAGCGCCCGUCAAGGUGUUAUCUGGUGUCUCAGGGACUUGGCUGGGCUGGAUCCAGUCUGGAAGCAUCAUUUGCUGAAGCUCCUGCUGCUGCCUGGCUCCCCCAGUGGGGUGCCAGUGGAGCUUCAGUGAUGGGAAGGGUGGUGGUGAUGGAAGCACUCCUGAACCAAGAAGGAGCCUCAAGACCAGAGCACUUCACAGAGGUAUUUCCAGCCCACGCUUGUAUGGUUGGAAGGAAAAUUGUCCCCAGUGGAGGGUCUUGAAGGGAAUUUCUGUGUGGUCUUGAGGACGGACUCCUCCCUUGGGAUAUGUUGCACUGGGAGAAAGUGCCUGAGAAGAGCUUCUUGACCUUCCAGGUAGUAGGUGAUCCCUGGCCUGGGAGGAAUUUGGGUCUGGGGAUCACACAGGGCUUCUUGAUGGUACUAGAAAUGCACCAAAAGGUAUUUUUCAGCUGUUUUGUCAUUAAAGCAGUUUUGUACGAA